Messenger RNA from Nematolebias whitei (Rio pearlfish), 2397 nucleotides. RefSeq names its product 2',3'-cyclic nucleotide 3' phosphodiesterase (gene cnp). The record is from RefSeq and is a predicted model, not a curated record. Bases 129 to 2021 code for a protein of 630 amino acids. Gene Ontology annotation, molecular function: 2',3'-cyclic-nucleotide 3'-phosphodiesterase activity. The transcript has 4 exons. Gene Ontology annotation, biological process: cyclic nucleotide catabolic process. Gene Ontology annotation, cellular component: cytoplasm; membrane. NCBI's taxonomy places the organism in Eukaryota, Metazoa, Chordata, Actinopteri, Cyprinodontiformes, Rivulidae.
CUUCGGCGGGUGUCAGUGUGAGUUCAGCACUGCGGCGUCAUUGUGCUCGGAGGGAAUCGCGCGGUCAGCAGCUCCCUCGGCUUCUCGGCGGACUCGGUGGUGUGUAAGUUUGGACUUUAAAACCAGGCAUGGAUGCAGAGAAGAGUGAAGUAUCAGAAACUCUAAAGCAGGAGGAGGUAAAGGUGGACUCGGCAGAGCCUGAGAAUCCUCCAGCUGUCGUGGAAGAGGCCGAGCUGCAGGAGGUGAGCGGUCAGGCUGCGGAGGGGGUAAGCACAAAAAUGGAAGAGCCAGUGGUGACGGCUGAAGACCAAUCAAACAAGGAGCCAGAGCCCAGUGCGGUGGCACCACCAGAAUCUGCCGAGUCACCAAAAAAGGUUUCCGACCCAGUUGCUAAUUUAGACGCACAACCAGAAAGCACUGAACCUGUGCCAGAGAAUGAGCCAGAGCCUGUACAGACACACCAGGCAGAGGGUGCCCCUGAACCAGAGAAAGCAGCAGAACUGGUUCCAGAAGCUGCACCAGAGGAGAAGCCGUUGCCUGUGCCAGCCAUGGAGGAGCAUUCAGCUGAAACCAAGCCGCCGAUCCUGGAGGAGAAGGCAUCGGAGCAAGCGAAGGCCGAGGGUGAACUGCACACUCCAACUGAAGCCGAGACUGUAAAACGGGAAGCGGUGCAACCUGUGCAGGAGAAAGUUGUUUCCCCAGAGAAGCCAGUAGAAGCGGCAACGGUGAAGGAAUCGUCAGCUGAACUUGGAAGUGGAGAACCCGCCAAGGAUCAGAAAGGAGAUCAGUCUGAGUCCGAGCAGAAAGAUUCUGAGCCUCCAAGGGAAGGAAACGUGCUCCCUGCUUCUGGCUCUCUGUCUUUUGCCAUUUUAGAACAAGAAGACGCCAAAGAUGCCCUGAGGACCUCCCGCACCCUCGUAGUCCUCAGAGGCCUUCCAGGAAGUGGUAAGAGCUUCUUGGCGCGUGCCAUCGCAGACGCCUACAAAGACCAGUGUUCUCUCUUCUGCGCUGACGACCAUGGUAUAAAACCAGAAAAUCCAAAGGCAUCUGCUGAUGGGUACAAAGCUCUAGAUGCCGCCAUCGUAGCCCGCUGCAGUGAAGGGACGACCUCUGUCCUGGUAGUCGUGGAUGACACCAACCACACCCACGACCGGCUGGCUUGCCUGGGGGAGAUUGCCAAGGAGCACAAUCUUAUCACCCUCUUCUUGGAGCCACAAACUGAGUGGAGCCGAGACUUGACUCAGCUGAAAAAGAAGAGCGGCCGGGGACUGGAGGAGGCCCAGCUGGAAGCAAUGAAAGGUCCACUUGAAGAAACGUCCCUUCCUCUCUUCUUCGGCUGGUUUCUCUUACCGUCGGUGCAGGAAAAGGUUAAGUGCACAGCCAUGGACUUCCUGAAAAUGUUGGACACUUUGGAUGAAUUCAAGAACCACCUGGCUGACUUCACAGGGAAAGCUGAGAAAGAGGUGGACCUGGAGCAGUACUUUGAUGCCAAGCAAAGCCUCCAUUGCACUACAAAAUUCUGCAACUAUGGAAAAGCUAAUGGUGCCAAAGAGUACGCAGAGAAUUCAGCGGUUCUCGGGUCUUACGGUUCUGUGCUCGAGUUGUCCCUGAUCGCUCUCUUCAUCACUCCUCGCACCGUUGGUGCCAGGGUGUCCCUCACCGAGGAGCAGCUUCGGCUUUGGCCGGCCGACGGCGAGAAGGAAGUGGAGUCCGUCGUCCCCGAAGCCGCCUCUCUGCCUCCUGGAAGCCGCGCCCACGUUACUCUAGGCUGCGCCGAGGGCGUCGAGUCCGUUCAGACGGGCGUAGAUCUGCUCCAAAUCCUGGCCCUGCAGCAAGCGGAAGCGGUGAAGGAGAUGGAGCUGGGCUCGCUGAGGUAUUACGGCGAAGGAAGGUGGCUGCUGGAUCUGAAGGAGCCCAUCGGAGCCCGGUCGUGCUUCUCCAGCUUCUACGGACCCAAGGAGGUCAAGCCAACCAAAAAGGAGCACGAGAAGAAAAAGAAGCACAAAUGUGCCAUUCUGUAGAUCCGCAUGUGACGUGUGGUGCAUUAAAGCUUAGGCUUUUCUCCAAGGUUUGUGUGUUUGUGCAGCGUUUAGGGUUUCAGUUAUAGCCAGCCUAAAUCCACAAGCGGUGUGCCUUUUUAACAUUAAUUUGCACCACAACCUAAGAUGCCUUUGAGUUGUCAGUAUGGUUCGGUUCUGUUCUCAGUAAAAGUUGCAUGAGGUGCCAAAUUUUUUUUAUUUUUUUUGCGUUCCAUAACCUACAGUUCCAUUCAUCUAAAACUUGUACUCCAUCUUCUGCACAGACGUGUUUCUCAGUGUUCAGUGAAACUAGGUACUUCUACUGCAUGCAUUCCUGUUUAACUAUAACGCAUAACUAAUCUGCAAAAUGUGUCUCUGU